CCUCUGGAUUUUUCUCCUGCACUGAAAUCUUUUUAGUAACUCUGUUGUGACAUCUUCCAUGGAACCCCACGGAACAAGAGAGAGGGUAGAAUUUGGCUCUAUUUAAAAAGAGUAGCUAUUAAAGAAAGGGAAGCUUUAGCCUCAUCUAACUUUAUUUGCUGUACCUCAUGGCUGCAGUUUCUCUGGAAGAAUGUCUGAAGCGAUACAGACAUACAAAAAUGGUCCUUUUGUUCUACGGAGUUUUUUUUAUCCUUUCUUGAAUGUGUAUCAAUCUCUUGCAAAUAAUGGCUUGAUGGGUAACUUUUUACUGCAAUGAUUACAAUACUUUGUAAUAAUUGAGUAGACACUGUGCUUUGAUCUAAUACUGAAGCGAUUAACUUGCCUUUGGAGGUUCUACUCUACAAUCUUUUUAAGACUGGAUAAACAGGAAACCUUGCGUCACUUUCUCCUUCUUGAGUAACUAAUUAGGGUCAAUUAUACUUUAUAAAGCUAAUACCUUGAUAGAUAAAGAAAAGUGGGAGUGAUACCUAUAUUUUAAAGCCUCACCUGGAGGAGAGAAAAGGUAGAUAUCAUAAAAAGGAAUAACAAUAACCAACACCAUCAUGGUUGCACAGCAAUGUUUAUUUUAAUGUCUGUGAUCAGGAGCUUCUAAUUUUCUGCCCUCUUUACCUUGAAGUUGAAUAUCUUCAUGUUUGUAUCCUUUAUGCUUUAAAAACCAGCAAUGAAACCCAUCUGAAAAAACACCAAACACAACAAACUGGGUAAAAUACUUUACAUUUUAAGAAAAUUUCUAUGAAUGUUUGGUCGUCGUCUUUUUAAAGUUCCUGGUUUUAAAAGAUUUGAGGUAAAAAUUGCCUUUAUCUUGACAACAGGAAAUCCGAACAUAGGUAUUGCUGCGAAAUUAGUUUCACUGUGAUGAAGAAUAACAUAUUGGGUGGGUACAUAUUUUAUGUUUUCCGUGGUCAAAAUCCACCGCUGUCCCAGAUUCCAGAGGCUCACGGUAAGAGCAAAGUACAACUUGUCCUUUGCAAGGGUUGCAGGACUGAACCCUCACAAAGUGCAUAACUAAGAAAUUGUUUUGUUUGUGUGUUUUGUUUCACGUGCUGAGUGGGAGUGUUUUGCAGAGCACAAAUUGCUACUUGCUGUUAGUAACCUGACAGAAGGGACUCCCAGUAUGGCAAAGGAAUGACUGGCAUCGCACUCAUCUCGAACUUUCAUGCUUUCAAGCAGCUGAGAGAUGUGCACAUCUGGAUUCCAGCUACGGAGGCUAAUUCUCUCUGACAAGAAGCUGCAGGAGAACUUUGGAAAUUAAGCCUCCGUUUGAUACUUGCACUAAUGCCUGCAAACUACAACGCAAAUGACUGACCCUUCUCAGCCAGACAGUGCAAGUCAGAUGCUGCCCCUGUGACUGGUUUGCGUAAUGUGCCUCACUACCUGAGGAAUGCCAGGGGGAGAAAGAACCCGGGUUCCUUGAUAAGACGUGUCCCAGGAGAGAGCAGUGGGGUCCUGGAAGGAAAAGCAGCUGCUGAAUGGCAGUAGAGCAGGACUCCCGGCUGAGGGACGGUGAAGCACCAGCGCUGAGAGAUGGAGUGACACAGGGAUGCCUCCUGCCGGGGGACACAGAGCAGAGCAGUGGCAGCAAGUCCAGACUGCUGGGAACCUCAGAGGCAAAUGGCCCUCUCCCAGACAGCCCCUCUGGCUCUUUUGCGUUAUUCGGUGGUGCUAAAGCAUCUCAGUUGAGCUCAGGCUCUCUGUGCUCCGGCUGUGAGUGCUGCCUCUCCCCUGGGCUCGGCGCUGCGCACCCAGAGCUCCCUAGCAGUGCACGGGGGAGCUGCAGCUGCCUGUUCUAGGAGUGAAUCCUCGCUGCCGGCUUUCAGGCUCUGGGCUGGGAGGAGGUGGAGGGCGGAAUAAAGGAAGAACUGGAAGACUGCCGCCGAAGCACUGAGGAACGCACACUCAGCCGUUGGCUUUGGUGAUCCGUGAGCCACCCUGUGAAACUACACAGAAAGUGUGAAACUACAGAAUUACAAACCCGUACACUCAGCAGCUACACUUCUGUCCUACUCAUAAUCUGCCCGCUCCAUAUCCUUAAACAUGCUUCCUUUGCCACAGGGUAGGGAACUUCCACAGGAACUUCCCUAAAACCUUCCUUUCCCCAUUCCUUCACACCCACAUUUGCUAAAGAAUUGCAGCAGUUAUGCGCCCUGGCGUGGAGUGAGAGCAGAGUGGAGAGCUUCCAUCUGAAAGUUGGGAAAAAAAGCGGCCAGAAAGACAAGUGUAACACACUGCAGCGUGUGGUUUACUUAGUGUAGCUUAGUGUUAAUUAUUUAUGAUAAUUCACGAUUUUCCCAAGUAUAUUGCCUGAUGAUACUUGUCAUUGUGACAACAGUUAAUAAACAAUUCCCAGUCUUCAGGCAACCAGACCUACUGCAUUAUAAUGACAAAUGCCUACAAUUUACUUUUAAAUAUUGUUGUUACUAUCAUUAGCCUACCCUUUCCUGCAUUAGUUCUCCAUGGAUUUCUGCAUCUCACUGCUUCCUUCCCUUCCCGCUCUCCUUCCUGCCCUUCCUCUCCCAUUAAGCCCAAAACAGUGACAUGUUCUCAUUCACUAACUGUACAUGCGUGCUACUGUACUAUUGCAAUGUGUUAUAAAUAGCACAGAUUGAGGAGUACAGUUCAUUCUGAAAAAAUUAUCUUUAGAGACGACCUUUGAAACUCUAACUAUAUCUUUCCUGUUUUUCACAGCAUGCUCUGGAUUGUGAUGCUCUUAAUUUGGUACAGUUUAUUAAUUUCAAAAGACUGUAGAGGCUAUGCAGUAAGCAGAGGAUUUGAACAAUAAGGUGGAUAAUUAAAAUGAAUUAAUGAGGUGGAUAAAAUAAAGGGAUUGAGGCCAAAUGGAGCACAAAUUUUCUAAGCAUUAUUGGCCCCAAAACUCUGUCAUGCAAGGGCAUGUUCCUCUUUCCAGCUAGAUGUCUGGUUUUCAUCCAGAAGUGUCAGUCAUCUUUCAUGCCAGCCAUCUUUCAUGGUUUAUUAAUACAGUCCCAGGAGAGUUGAGUAUCUUCUAGUGUCUUCUCCUGUGGCCCUAAAUGCCCUUUCUAGCCAGUAAAAGUUCUCCAGCUGGUCUGCUUUUGACUCGUUUGCACUAGUGUGUUAAAAGCCACCCCAAAAGCAGGUCACAGGUGAUACUAAUCCCGUGUCUCUGCAAGCCAGUGAAAUGGUUCUCAAGUAAACGGGGAGAAAGAGGGGCUUGGCUUGGAUUCUGAAGCAGUAAAUCCUGUCUAAUCUAUCCGUAAUGCUCCUUGACCAACGCCAUCCUUCCAUGUAGAAGGACUCCUCUAUGGGAAUGUUUGAGACUCAAAAUAUCCUGAAAAGGCUGGUGGAAUUGUGCCUGUCAAUGCGUGGGUUGUAUUUCCUCCUCCUUCCUUCCAAGUCUCAGUGAUUCCACCUCAAAUUUAUCCGGGAGAGCCGUGCAAGCUCCUCCAGGGUGGAGGUGCGACCCAGCACCGUGCCGGCCGUGGGAAGAGCACGUGCUUAUCAGUGGAAUUGCCGAGGGACGCUUCGCUGCCGUUCCCCAGCCCUCCGCUGUGCCGUCCCCGCCCUGGCCAGCCUGCUCAGUGCCGGUGACACGCGGUGACAGCUGCCAUGGAAGCGCUCGCAGCUGAGCCGUCACCCUGACACAGCUGCGGGCAGAGCGGCACCUCUCACCAGACCAUGUUCCUGCACAGCCGGACACACAUCUGGAGCCGGUCAGAGGGCCAGAUGCAGUACAUACCACUGGAUCUGCUGAUUCACAUCCUCUAAUGGAAAGUAAGCUUAAAGCAUUCAGUAUUGGCAAAAUGAGUGCUGCCAAACGGACUUUGAGCAAGAAAGAGCAAGAAGAAUUAAAAAAGAAGGAGGAUGAGAAGGCUGCUGCAGAAAUUUAUGAAGAAUUCCUUGCUGCCUUUGAAGGAGGUGAUGGUAAUAAAGUGAAAACAUUUGUAAGAGGAGGAAUCGUUAAUGCAUCUAAAGAGGAGCAUGAAACAGAUGAAAAACGGGGUAAAAUCUAUAAACCUUCGUCACGAUUCUCAGAUCAAAAAAAUCAGCCAAGUCAACCGUCUAAUGAGAAACCUCCAUCCCUCCUAAUGAUAGAAACAAAAAAGCCUACCCUCCCCAAAAACAAAAACAAACAAACAACUUUGCCUGGGCCUUUGAAGAAAGGAGAGAAGGAAAAGAAAAAGAGUAAUUUGGAACUUUUUAAAGAAGAAUUAAAGCAGAUCCAAGAGGAGCGUGAUGAGAGGCACAAAACAAAAGGUAGAUUGAGUCGUUUUGAACCACCUCAGUCUGAUUCAGAUGGGCAGCGGCGUUCAAUGGAUGCUCCUUCAAGAAGAAACAGAUCAUCUGGUGUACUGGAUGAUUAUGCACCAGGGUCACAUGAUGUCGGAGAUCCAAGCACAACAAAUUUGUAUCUGGGAAACAUCAAUCCUCAGAUGAAUGAAGAGAUGUUAUGCCAAGAAUUUGGCCGUUUUGGACCAUUAGCGAGUGUUAAAAUCAUGUGGCCAAGAACUGAUGAAGAAAGAGCAAGAGAAAGAAAUUGUGGCUUUGUUGCCUUUAUGAACAGGAGAGAUGCUGAAAGAGCAUUGAAGAAUUUAAAUGGCAAGAUGAUUAUGUCGUUUGAAAUGAAGCUGGGCUGGGGCAAAGCUGUUCCUAUACCACCACAUCCAAUCUACAUUCCGCCUUCCAUGAUGGAGCACACCCUGCCACCUCCCCCCUCAGGACUGCCUUUCAAUGCCCAGCCUAGGGAGAGAUUGAAAAAUCCCAAUGCUCCAAUGUUACCACCACCAAAAAACAAGGAAGAUUUUGAGAAGACUCUGUCGCAAGCCAUAGUCAAAGUGGUUAUCCCAACAGAAAGGAAUUUGCUCGCUUUGAUACAUCGAAUGAUAGAGUUUGUGGUUCGGGAAGGGCCCAUGUUCGAAGCCAUGAUCAUGAACCGAGAAAUCAACAACCCAAUGUUCAGGUUUUUAUUUGAAAACCAGACUCCAGCCCAUGUGUACUAUAGAUGGAAGCUUUAUUCAAUUCUUCAGGGGGAUGCUCCAACCAAGUGGAGGACAGAAGAUUUCCGUAUGUUCAAAAACGGGUCCUUCUGGAGGCCACCACCAUUGAAUCCAUACUUGCAUGGGAUGUCAGAAGAGCAGGAAACGGAGGCGUUUGUGGAGGAGCCGAACAAGAAGGGUGCACUUAAGGAAGAACAGAGGGACAAACUAGAGGAAAUUCUCCGUGGGUUAACACCUCGGAAGAACGACAUCGGAGACGCAAUGGUUUUCUGCCUAAAUAACGCAGAAGCUGCUGAAGAAAUUGUGGACUGCAUUACAGAGUCAUUGUCCAUCCUCAAGACUCCUCUUCCUAAGAAGAUUGCAAGAUUGUAUCUAGUAUCGGAUGUGUUAUACAACUCUUCAGCUAAAGUUGCUAAUGCUUCCUACUAUAGAAAAUUUUUUGAAACAAAAUUAUGUCAGAUAUUCUCUGAUCUCAAUGCUACUUACCGUACAAUACAAGGCCAUUUACAGUCUGAAAAUUUCAAGCAACGGGUGAUGACAUGCUUCAGAGCAUGGGAAGACUGGGCAAUCUAUCCAGAACCAUUUCUGAUCAAACUGCAAAAUAUUUUCUUGGGACUUGUAAAUAUCAUGGAAGAUAAAGAAACAGAGGAAGUACCGGAUGAUCUUGAUGGUGCUCCCAUUGAGGAAGAGCUUGAUGGUGCUCCACUGGAAGAUGUGGAUGGAAUUCCUAUUGAUGCUGCUCCUAUUGAUGAUCUGGAUGGAGUCCCAAUUAAAUCGCUGGAUGAUGAUCUUGAUGGAGUUCCUUUGGAUACAACUGAAGACUCAAAAAAGAAUGAGCCUAUAUUUAAAGUUGCCCCUUCGAAGUGGGAAGCAGUGGAUGAAUCGGAACUGGAAGCUCAAGCUGUUACUACUUCUAAGUGGGAGCUUUUUGACCAACAUGAAGAAUCUGAGGAGGAGGAAAUUCAAAACCAAGAAGAAGAAAGUGAAGAUGAAGAAGACACACAGAGUUCUAAGUCAGAAGAACAACACAUGUAUUCCAAUCCUAUUAAAGAGGAAAUGCCUGAAUCCAAGUCAUCAGUCAAAUAUUCAGAAAUGAGUGAAGAGAAGCGUGCCAAACUCCGAGAGAUAGAGCUUAAGGUGAUGAAGUUUCAGGAUGAGUUAGAGUCUGGGAAAAGACCCAAGAAGCCAGGCCAGAGUUUUCAGGAACAGGUUGAACACUAUAGAGACAAGCUGCUCCAGAGGGAAAAAGAAAAAGAGAUGGAAAGAGAACGGGACAGAGACAAAAAGGACAAGGAGAAGUCUGAGACCAGGUCCAAAGAUAAGAAGGAAAAAGAGGAGUGUACACCAACACGAAAAGAGAGGAAAAGGCGGCACAGCGCUUCCCCCAGCCCGUCCCGCAGCAGCGGCAGCCGCAGAGCCAAGUCGCCCUCGCCCAAAUCCGAGCGCUCCGAGCGCUCCCACAAGGAGAGCUCCCGCUCCCGCUCCUCACACAAAGAUUCUCCCAGAGAUGUCAGUAAAAAAGGCAAAAGGUCGCCGUCUGGGUCCAGAACACCCAAAAGAUCAAGGAGGUCACGAUCCAGAUCCCCUAAGAAGUCAGGGAAAAAAUCCAGGUCUCAGUCCCGUUCUCCUCACAGAUCUCACAAGAAGUCAAAGAAAAGCAAACACUGACAAUGUUAAUAUUUUUUAUGAUGCUGUCACUUACUGGAAAUGCGGUUUUGUUUUUGUGCCUGAACAGUCUGUUUAAAAACAAAAGAGCAUUCCUGAUUUUUUUUUUUUUUUUUUUUGGUGAAUGCACGUGUAUACUCAUGAGUAUCGGCAUCUGUAGACCCGUCAUUGUUUUAUAUUGUACAAAAUAUCUUCAUUGUGACUAUUUCCUAAAAGAAGCAUUUUUGUGUUUAGACGUUUCAUCAGAAAUGUGUGUAACUGAUCUGCUGGCAGUAGUGAUAUUUUGUUUUUAGAAUGUUGUGACAUAGCAGAAAUAACCCAAAUGUUCCCCCUUUUUGUAGCUUUGACAAUUUGAAUUAGAUUUCAAAUAAAAUCUGAACAGAAAAUGAA
Molecule: messenger RNA, 7085 nt
Organism: Hirundo rustica (Barn swallow)
Lineage: Eukaryota; Metazoa; Chordata; Aves; Passeriformes; Hirundinidae
Gene: U2SURP
Product: U2 snRNP associated SURP domain containing
Exons: 29
Coding region: 3801-6698 (965 amino acids)
Biological process (GO): RNA processing
Cellular component (GO): nucleus
Molecular function (GO): RNA binding
Source: RefSeq, a predicted model, not a curated record